UCUCGGUCACUUCUGAUGCCACCCCGUCGAGUGGCGAUGGUCUGGUUUUCAAGCACUCCCCGACACUGACGCCUCACUUAGCCCGCCCCCCUGAGUAGCACUGACGCUUCACGCUGAUUGCUCGAAGGCUGAGGGACGCGACAUUUGAAUUUAGACUGGUUUUCUCCUCGAUUUGGCUGCUUAUAAAGUGAACUUUGCCACUUUUCUCGGAGCUUCCCCGUGCACACCCUGGCAAGUUGAAGAGCCACAGCGACGACACGAGUUCAAAGGACAAAAAAGCAAACAACCAAGUGAAUAAAAAGAAGACACGCGCACUGAACUGAAAGCCAAACAAAUUUUCAGCCAUGCGCCACAACUCCUCGUCCAGCCGAAGAAAAGGCGGCAAUCCACGCCGCCGUCCUCCGCAGCCACUGCCUGGGCCAUCCCCCGGUGUGCAAUGCACAUCCUCUGCGGCAUCCCCCAGACGGCGCCACCCGCCACAGUCACCGCAGAGGGCAUCCCCCAGAGGGCGCCGCCCGCCGCAGUCACGGCAGCCGGGCCCAUCUGGGAAUACUCAGCCACCUGCGCCGCCGCCCCCGUUGCCCACGCCGCCCAGGAGGCGAAGGUACCGGCCAGGGACCAAGGCCCUAAUGGAGAUCCGCAAGUUCCAGAAGAGCACAGAGCUCCUCAUCAGGAAAGCGCCCUUCUCUCGCCUGGUCCGUGAGGUGUGCCAGUCAUAUGGCAGAAGUGCCCUCAGAUGGGAGGUCUUCGCCCUGAUGGCGCUUCAGGAGGCGGCUGAGGCUUUAUUGGUGUUGCUGUUAUCUGAUGCCAACCUGUGCGCCAUCCACGCCAAGCGGGUCACCAUUUUUCCCCGCGACCUCCAGCUGGCCCGACGGAUCCGCGGGCAAGAUUUCUGAUUAAGAUGAUAGCCGCGUGGUGACUCAAACGUUUCACAGUGGCCACUCGACACAACCCAACCUUUAUAGUAGAAAUUGACUUAAAUACUGUUGUUUGCAGUGUUUGUGUUUUAUAUAUAGUGAAGUGUUUGUGUUUUAUAUCUAAAGUUAUGUGACGAGUGGAUAAUUUCUUGGCCCUGCCCACUUCUUCACCAGGCAGCCGAUUAUGUGAGUGCUAAGCUUCACUCUGUGGUGUCAUCCACGCGCGUCACCGUUUUUCCCCGCGACAUCCAGCUGGCCUGAUGUACCCGCGGGCAAGAUUUCUGAUUAAGAUGAUAGGCCCGUGGUGACUCUAACGUUUCACGGUUACCACUCGACUCAACCCAACCUGUAUCCUCUUCCAUUACUGUUUGCAGUGUUUGUGUUUUAUCGAUAGUGCAGUGUUUCUGUUCUGUAUAUAAAGUUAUGUGAUGUGUGUUCAUCGUAAGACAAAGUAUUUUCAUUAAAAUACAAAUAUUUCUAAAAAACAAAAUAUUUUUGGUACUAUUGAGAGCUUACCUGAGUACAUUUUUUUACAUCAGAAAAAUAAACAUUUCAAUAUUA
Syngnathus typhle (broad-nosed pipefish) is the source of this 1478-nucleotide messenger RNA. Its product is annotated as histone H3-like centromeric protein A. The coding region runs from base 345 to 896 and encodes 183 amino acids. Gene Ontology annotation, cellular component: nucleosome. The transcript has 6 exons. Gene Ontology annotation, molecular function: structural constituent of chromatin; DNA binding; protein heterodimerization activity. NCBI's taxonomy places the organism in Eukaryota, Metazoa, Chordata, Actinopteri, Syngnathiformes, Syngnathidae. The record is from RefSeq and is a predicted model, not a curated record.